UGGGGGGAGGGGAGGUUGUUGUCAUUUGAAGGCAGAACACAAUAGGAGAAGGUGGUGUGUACCCGAGAGAUUUGGGAGGGAGAAAGUCUUUUUAUUUAAGCUUAUGUCCGAACAUUUGAAUCUGUACGUUUGAGGGUGGGGGAAAUAAACGAACAGGAAACGGGAGCAGAAUGGAGGCUCCACCUCGACGAUGCGGAGUGUAGGAAACGAAAGUGAAACUCGCCCGGACGGGUUUUAUGAAUAGGGGAGGUGGAGCUUCUUUUUAAUCAGUCAGCCAGUGUCUGGGGAGGCCUGUAAAUCCCCACCCGGGAGAGCAAAUCGUUCUCUCCAUUGUGACCAAACAGGGCGGAUCAGAAACAAAACUGAAACUGGGGCCUUGCUAUAGGGACGGUUCAAAACAGCAUCAAGCGCCGAGCAAGUGCAGCUUAUUCUGCUUAAAAGCAAGUGUACGCAGGUGAUUCGAUCGAUUGGACCAAGGUCCCAGUUCAAUCUGCAUGCCCUUUAGUGUGUCAGCAAAGGCAAGCAUACCCCACAGCUCGUAUUAAAGAGCUAUGAGCAGAGGUAGUGGCGGUGAUAGAAGAGCACAUAGAGGAAAAGCUAAAGGUUCUUAUCGAUAUAACCACCCUCACGAUCAGUACAGCUACAGUCAUCUGGCUUUCAACCCCUCAAUUCAAGGAACGGGAAUAGAUCAUUUUCGAAGCCAGCAGAUCCGGUUUCUCACGGGGCAGAUCUCACAGGCACCUGCCUUUGUGUAUCAGCAGCCGUACAGGAUCCAGGUGUCAUACCAGCAGAAGCAGCGGGUUUUCCGUCCGCCAGCCAAGAACUGGAACAACAACUUCAACCAGCAGCUGGUUAGGUAUCCCCAGCCCCAAGCUCCCCCUGUCCAGAAAGUGAAGAAGGACCCCAAGACUGAGCCGGAAUUAGAACACCUGUUCUCAAGGUUUGAGAAUAUCUCACUUGGUGGCAACGCUCGCCAGGAUAUCCUGUCUAUUUUGGGAAAACUUAGAUCGACAGAAAGAUUACCAGCGCGUCAGAUAGCCAGGCAGCUGUGCAUUCAGAAAAAAAUAGUCAACCGCAUCUUGUACGGUUUGCUGAAGGAAAACCUAGUGCAGAAGGAAGGUGCAUCAACCCCUCUGUGGCGCCUUGUGGGCCAAACAGAAACCAGAGAACAGGCUCGUGAAAGCAAGCGAUCAUCACCUGAGGGCAUAGCUUUACCUCUGCCACCCAAGGAAGAGCAGCAAGCUUCUGACGACGAAGACAGCACUGACAGUAACAUGACUGACCACUCCAACAUGGGAGAUGGUGAAACCCAAAAGAACAAAAUCUUCUCCUUCCUCUUGGAGAAGGAGAAGGCUACUGCCCUUGAGAUUGCCAAAAACAUUGGACUGAAGUCAGCUCGGCAAAUCAAUCCCACCCUUCACUUGUUUGAAAAUCAAGGUGAUCUCUACAAGGAGUCUGCAUUUCCACCGAUUUGGACCCUUUCAGACAGAAAGAAAGAAGUGCUGCUAAGGAAGAAAAAGCUACUUGAAUUGGGUGAGCCCAGAAUUGAAACUUUGGAGCGAAUACCUGUGACUGUUCAAGAUGAAAGUGAUGGUUCUCGAGAAGUCAUUGAAGAGGUCAAAGUCAAGGAAGAGGGGAGUGUAGGCAAUGGCCAGGCAGUUGCUCUUCAAGGGGAAGCAAAUGAUUUGCAUUCCCUGUCCACUUCUGCUCCGCUGCUGCUCGAUGUUAAGGUGGAGACCCAUAAGGCCAAUCAUGCUGAGGCAGCCUACUAUGACAGCACCACAGGAAAUGGCCAGUGGGCGUCUGACGAUAUCCCUGACGACCUGAACAUCAUCAACCGUGUGAGUGAGGCUGGGGAGACGGUUGGUCUGCCGCAGGGUGUGUUGGCUGGCAAGCCUGGUGCUGAUCAACACCCAACACUUUCACCAACCGACCGGCUUCGUGCCUGCUUAACGAAAAACCCAGUUAGUGGCCUCAUGGAAUAUUCACAGGGCUCAGCAUUGCAGUGUGAAUUCAUCCUACUCGCCCAGACAGGGCCAUCCCAUGACCCGCGGUUCAGAAUGCAAGCUGCUAUAGAUGGCCGGAGAUUCCCUCCAGCUGAAGCUAACAGCAAAAAGACAGCCAAGAAGGAUGCAGCAACCAAUGCCCUGAAAGUGCUGCUGAAAGAGAUUCUGGGCGAAGACAUAGAGAUUCCUCCAUCCUCUCCCCAUCCCGAGCCUCCGAUCACAAGGGAGUGUACAGCUCUUCCAAGUGAAAUUAAGACUGAACCAUGUACCGGGUCUCAACCCACGCUGCCUGUAGGGAAAAAUCCAGUCUGCAUGUUAAUGGAAUAUGCACAGAAGUCAGGCAAUGCAUGUGAAUUUCAACUGGUAUCACAGAGUGGUCCUCCCCAUGACCCUAGAUUCACCAUCAUGGUUAAACUGGGGAAUGAGACCUUCCCAACAGCUACAGCUAACAGCAAGAAGCUGGCCAAGAUGUUAGCAGCAAAGGCUGCUGUCGUCAAUCUCUUGGGAAAUUCUCCUCCCUUUCCUUCCAAGCCCUCAGACAUGAACAUGGAGAAUUCUGUUGCUCAAGGUUCCGUUCCGUCCCUGUCAUCGAUGGACUUGGAGGCCGCCCAUGCAGCUGGCCUGGGAGAGCUGAUCACCUACCUGAACAAGAACCCCAUCGGAGGGCUCCUGGAAUACGCGCGCUCAAAGGGAUUUGCAGCCGAGCUCAAGAUGAUAGACCAGUCAGGGCCGCCACAUGAUCCCAGGUUUACCUACCAGGCAAAGGUUGGUGGUCGCUGGUUCCCUCCGGUGAGCUCCAGCAGCAAAAAGCAGGCGAAACAGGAAGCAGCGGAUGCUGCUCUCCGUGUCCUCAUUGGUGAGGGUGAGAAGGCAGCUCGGACGGGAGAGUUUCCUUCAGAGCUGCCUGUGUCCGGGGGUACAAUGCAUGAUCGGAUUGCCAUGCUCAGCCACCAGUGCUUCAACAAUUUGACUGCACGUAUCCAGCACAGCCUGUUGGGUCGAAAGAUCCUGGCAGCCAUCAUCAUGAAAAAAGGCGAUGAUGAUUUGGGGACUACCGUCAGCCUGGGUACAGGUAAUCGAUGUGUUAAAGGAGAAGAGCUCAGUCUUAAAGGGGAAACCGUUAAUGACUGUCACGCAGAAAUCAUCUCCCGGAGGUGCUUCAUAAGGUUCCUGUACAAUGAGCUGUUGAAGUAUAACCCUGCGUCUCCAGAUGACAGCCUUUUUACUCCAGCUCACGACAAGAGGUUACAGAUUAAGCCAGGAAUAACAUUUCACCUCUACAUCAGUACUGCACCGUGUGGUGAUGGAGCCCUGUUUGAUAAGUCGUGCAGUGAACCCCCCACUAAAGAAGGGGACGACACACAUCACCCCCUAUUUGAGAACAUGAAGCAAGGCAAACUGCGCACCAAGGUGGAAAACGGUGAAGGCACCAUCCCAGUGGAGUCGAGCGAUAUUGUCCCAACAUGGGAUGGAAUUCAGCAUGGGGAGAGACUCCGUACCAUGUCCUGUAGCGACAAGAUCCUCCGCUGGAAUGUGCUGGGUCUUCAGGGGGCUCUGCUCUCCCACUUCAUCCACCCUGUCUAUCUCAGCUCCAUUACCCUCGGUUACCUAUACAGCCACGGGCACCUAGCUCGAGCGGUCUGCUGUCGCAUGUCUCGGGAUGGGGAAGAGUUUCAAAGGAGUCUACCUUACCCUUACGUACUGAAUCAUCCACAGAUUGGCCGGGUUAGUGUCUACGACUCAACACGACAGACUGGGAAAACAAAGGAGUCGAGUGUCAAUUGGUCCUUGGCGGAUGGGACAGAAGUGGAAAUUUUGGACGGAACCAAAGGGAAAGUUGAUGGGCCUCAGCUGGAUGUCUCCCGGGUCUCCAAGAUCAACCUGUACGAUCUCUUCCGGCAGCUUUGCAAGAAGAACGAGCGGCAGGAUCUGCUGGCGAUGGCCUCCUACUCUGACGCCAAGGCAGCAGCUGCAGACUUCCAGAAUGCACGCACCCUCUUCUUCAAAGCGCUGGAGCAGAUGAACUAUGGUAACUGGAUCCAGAAACCUCUGGAGGAGAAGAGCUUCAUGAACAGUGAAGCGUAGUUUCCCGCGUCAGGGAUUGGUAGGGGAGAGGGUGGGGGGGGGGUGGGUGUGGGGGCUGUGGGUUUACAGGUGGGGCAGCAAUUCUGUACAGCGGUUGUAGAGAUUUAAAAAAAAAACUCAAAACCUUUUUAAAAAAAAAAUUACCAUAUAAUUCCCGACAUUCCUUUAUAAAUCUGUCGAAUGUUUAUAAUCGAAUGUAGUUUAAAAAAAUAAUGUAGAAUUGAUUUUAAAAAAAAACAAAAAGUCUUUUAAGCUAAGGAGUAGAGAGAUUCUUGAGGGGGAGGCCUCUUUCACACAAAGGCCUCCACAAAGCCCGAGGAGUUGAACAUUCCUCUCGGGAAGGAGGUAGGAGACCCAGUCUUGGCAUGGCACUGUCAUAACUCAAUCCCUUUAUGUUACUGGACCAACUGCAUGACUCUGGAAAAAGGGGAUGGGAAGUGGGAGGUAAAUCGGUUUGAAGCAAAGCCUUUGCCAGCAGACUGUGGUCGUGCCCGUUGGCCAUUUGGAGCUGGCUUCCUCUUCCGUUUCUACCCCUUGCCCCCCGAGACCCUGCUUGCAUGCCUAGCAGCUUCGAGAGUCUGGUUACAUAACUCUUGCUAAUGUUCAGGUUACGGAGCUAACAGAGUUCCACCAAGACCCACUUUCCUACCCAUCUCUGAUAUGGGCAAGAUGAUACCCGUGCUCGCCUCCUGUUUUUUUUGGAGAGUGAUCCAUGCAAUGUUGGCACACCACCUGUUUUUUUCCUUUAACCCGCAUUACAUUUCCGCACCUGAGGAACUGAAACACUCUCCAGCUCAGGUUUCAGACUCUGCCCUCCUCCCCGGUUGCAGGACUGACUGUGUUCCUGGGAUAAGCCAGGAAUAAUCCACCCAGUGGGCAGGACAGAAUUUGUGUGCUUGUGCCACUUGGGCACAAGUCAAGAUCUGUCUUUGAAAAUGAAUAACACCUAAUAAAGGAAGGAUAGGCUACCUGUCUCCCCCAAAAGCCAUACAUCUGUAUGGCAGACCUACAACAUCUCCAGGAAAGGCUGGAUGCUGUUCUUUUGCAGAGGAGGUGGGGGAACAGUAUGCGACUGUCAACAGUAUGGGAAUAUGUUGAGGAGCCAACUAGCUGGGAGUCACCGUUUAACCUACCUCUCCUUGAGCUAGUUGCAGACGCCUAUGACAGCCUGAUGUGCAGCCCUGUGCGCUCUGCGAAUGUGUGACCUUUCUGCCAGGUUUCGGGGUUACAGGUGGGAGGGGCUGCAGCUGGAGACUGGAACUCCAGCUACAGAUGGGACCGUGAGCUCAGUGGGUUCAAAGAGUCUCAAUUACCUGUGUGUGCAAGUGAAACCACAGCGGCCCUGUUGGUGUUGCAUGUUUUUUUUAUUGUUCAUUAUUAAAAGACUGACCAGCAA
Rhincodon typus (whale shark) is the source of this 5487-nucleotide messenger RNA. RefSeq names its product adenosine deaminase RNA specific (gene adar). Lineage: Eukaryota; Metazoa; Chordata; Chondrichthyes; Orectolobiformes; Rhincodontidae. Gene Ontology annotation, cellular component: nucleolus; cytoplasm. Gene Ontology annotation, molecular function: tRNA-specific adenosine deaminase activity; double-stranded RNA adenosine deaminase activity; double-stranded RNA binding. The record is from RefSeq and is a predicted model, not a curated record. The transcript has 16 exons. Gene Ontology annotation, biological process: RNA processing; adenosine to inosine editing. Bases 552 to 4091 code for a protein of 1179 amino acids.